Molecule: messenger RNA, 3535 nt
Organism: Columba livia (rock pigeon)
Lineage: Eukaryota; Metazoa; Chordata; Aves; Columbiformes; Columbidae
Gene: TMEM52
Product: transmembrane protein 52
Exons: 4
Coding region: 201-716 (171 amino acids)
Source: RefSeq, a predicted model, not a curated record
GCGGCUCCGCGGCGUCCGGGACCCGCUGUGACCGCACCUGCGGCCGCCAGGACCUCGCACCGCUGCGCAGAUGUGCCACAUCGACCUGGUGCUUCUCUUUCGGCCGCUUGCUUAGCUGAUUUUUCUUUUUUUCCCUUUCCUCGGGAUCGCUCUGUGCUUCUCAGAGUAACUGCAAAAACUCUGAUCAAUGCCCUCAGAACAUGUCUAAUUGGACAAGUCUGUGGUAUAUCUGGUUGAUCUUGCUGACGGUGUUCCUGCUCCUGCUCUGUGGGAUCACAGCAAGCUGCAUCAAAUGCUGCUGCCGGAGGAAGAGGCCUCCAGUUGAGAGCUUCUCGAGGCACCCCCACGAUCUGACAGCGACCGACAGUGAAAGCACUGCCCACAGCACAGUCACCUCAUACAGCUCAUUGCAGUACCCUCUGAGUGCUCCUCUUCAUUCGAUAUUUGUGGAUAUGGAUAAGAUUAUCGUGUCCCCUCCAGCUUACAGCCUCUAUGCAAUGGAGUUGCCACCUUCUUAUGAUGAAGCUGUCCAAAUGGAUAAACAACACAUUGAAGUAGCACAGAUAAACCAGAAACUCAAUGACAUCCCUGGACAGGUGUCACCAGGUGAGCUGAAUCCCAGCCAGUAUUCACCUGAUAGAAUCAACGGAGACCCAGCGACACAGGAAAAUUCAGAAAAUUCCGAACAUGAAACACAAGGACAGCCGCAGCUCUGAGUCAUUUCAGAUGAGGAAUAAAGGAAGGGGAGGACUGUGAGAGUUAAAGAAGACAUGAAGAGUUUGGAUUUUAUAGGCAGAUUAUGAUGGAAAGAUGUUUCCUUUCAUGCCCUUGUAAUGAUCUGUCAGUUAGAAGAAAUGUUUUCUGUGACUGCUGUAAUCUCCUGGUAAAGCUUCUUCAAGGAUAUGAAAUGAAGUAAAAGGGCAGCAGUUUAAAAAUGUCUGUAAAAGUGGGACAUGAAUGCUUGUUCAUCUCUUUAGGGGCGAUUCUUCAUGAAGCACUGAUAGCAAGGGUAACUGCUAUGCAUCAUUUUAAAACUGGGAGUCAAUUACAGCGUUCUCAGCCCAAACAAAAAUAUGGGCUCUGAGAGGCCCUUUUUUAAAUGACAGUUCUUUCCCUUUCUUGCCCCUCCCAUAUUCCAAAUAGUAUUAGUUUUGUCCACUGCUGAGUAGUGAUUUUCUCUGGAUCCACUUCAAGGUGCUAAUUUGUCCCUUUAAGAACAUGGGCAAUCAGAUUGCUCAUCACUAUGGGAUUAUCUACGGGGUAAAAGCAGGAAUGAAAGCAUGAGCGCUAGGUGCUGCUAACAAAUGUAGCGUGAAGUGGGGAGUGUUAGGUCAGAGUGAAUGUCGACGGACCUUCUGCUAACAAGAACAUGAGUGAUGGUGUUCAUUUUUGCUGAAGUUGCUUUGGUAGCUGUGAAAAAGGGUUACCUUCUGGAAAUAUUGAGCUGUCUGUCAUUAAUAAGCAGUAGAAGUGGUGGGCACAAAAUCUUGCACAGCUUUUAAAAGACUAUUCUCCAACAAACAUUACAGCAAGAACUACCCUAGAAACGAGCACUAAUGAUUUAAAAACUAAGAUCUCUCUGCCAGCCAACAGGACUGAGACUAGAAUUUCUGCUACACAUCCAUAAUGUGUGAGCUGUUCAUGAGUCCGGCUCCCUAGAGAGGGGUUGGUUCUAUAUUUAACUUGCAUAUAGCUUACUGUGAGGGUUGCACGGAAAGAUUGGUUUAAUAACUCUGCUUCUCUUCUAUCUCUUCUCUGUCCUCCUUAAUUAUAUUUCUCCUGUUUUAUUCUCUCCUCUGUUUUCUUUUUCUGUGUCAAGAUGGAGACUAGGCAUAACCCAGGGUGGCUAUUUGGAUGUUGCUAGCUGGAAAAGCAAGAUACACCCAGUCUUGGGUGUCUCCAAGUCACAAAUAUAGCAGAUAUUUUUUUAUUUAUUGACCUUUUCCCUUAGAAUAGUCCUCAGAAACAAACCCUAUGCCUUUCCAAACAAGAAAUAUCUGUUGGAGGGAAAUGGCUGAGCACUCACUCACUAAUAGAAACAGGAAUAUAAACCAAGGCAAAUGAAAUGGUGACUGACACAAGAGGGCAGCCCUUCACUUUGCAGUGUAUUGCAUUAAAUCACCACUGGGAACAGCUUUGUAAGAGACAAGCCUGUGUUGCAAAGAGGCGAGGGAACUUCUGAGCUGGAACUGAAUUUCCAUUUCUGUACGUAGAAAGCAUAGUGAAUAAAGCGCUUAGUUUUUUCCCUGACUUGGUAGGAAGAAGGGCAUAAUCUGGUGCGGAUUCAGAAAUUGUUAGCUGGGUGUGGAGAGUGGAAGGAGGGAGACAGGACACAGAUUUGACUGUAACUACAAAGCCUCACUUCCAUAAGAAAGCAGGUUUAAAAAGAACACCAAUUAGGAGACUUGGUCCCACAGCAGGUUGUAGGAUCAGCUGGAUAGAGGGUCUAAGAAUUCUGUUUUGUCAGACUGGUGUUUUUUCACCAUCGCUAGAUCCACUCAAGUCUGAUUAAAGCCACACAAGCUUUGUGACAUCUCUAAGGGAAAAGCCCUUCUCUGUAAUUACCCACAGUGCAUUUUUAAUUGUGAUUUGAAUUCGGUGCUCAUUUGGCACUGUUCAGCAUGCAAUUUUUCUUCCCUCUUUUUUCCAAAAUGAUUGUUUUGCCAGUUAUUUUCUGUGAGUUGCUGGCUGUGUGGAAGAGCCUAUGAUGGGGAGCUGUGCUGCUGGGAAGCUGGUGCUUACAUCACUGUCAGCAGCCUGCAGUCCUGUCUCUCUCCUCUCACACACACACACUCAUCAUGAGCACUUGUGCUCAGAAGGAAAAUGCAGACUUGGAAGUAAAUUGCCUCAAUAAUUCAUAGGCUUUAUAGCCCGGAGCAAAUUAUACCUUGCCUCUGUCAUGAAAUGCAGGUUGCAAAUCCCUUUAUAGCCAAGCUCGUUAACAAUAUAAGUAAAGUGGUACAUCUAUAAUGGCUUUUAUAACAGAUGCAUUAUAAUAGUUAGAGAGUAUUAAGUGGUAAACCUGCAGCAUCCAGAGUGAAGCAUCAGUAGGGUCUGGAUACAGUAAGUCAGAGAAAAAACAUUUCUUACUUUGCCUUGCAGUUGCCUUUGUCUGCCUUGCUGCCCCUAAACAGCUUAGAAGGUUUGGUUUCUUUGAGUUCUAAUUGCAUUUCACCUUUAUCAGAUGCAGCUUUUGAGGGAAAAGAAUCUCUGCUGUUGCCAGUACUGUGGAUGUGCAAAACCUGCUCACUUAUGAAAUAAAAUAGCUCUCGCAAAACUACUUCCCAGAUUCUUGCUCUUAGCUGUCUUCUGGCUCCAAUUUUAAUCUUCUUUACCUGUUGGAACUAUUUUUGCUUAGGGAGACAUUUACUAAUUUUGCUGCAAAUAGCAGAGGUUCUUUCCUUUACCCACAACUAAAACUCUAACUGAGAGAGAGGACUGAAUCAUGUUCAGAGCAGCCUGUGAAAACAAAGUAUCAUGGGGGAAUUGUGCUCUAUAAAAAUGGAGAAGACAAUAAAUGUUUUAUGAAAUAUUA